Messenger RNA from Sorghum bicolor (sorghum), 1285 nucleotides. RefSeq lists its product as uncharacterized. The coding region runs from base 97 to 1056 and encodes 319 amino acids. The transcript has a single exon. The record is from RefSeq and is a predicted model, not a curated record. NCBI's taxonomy places the organism in Eukaryota, Viridiplantae, Streptophyta, Magnoliopsida, Poales, Poaceae.
UAAACCGUGAUACACUCCUCCAACUUUCUUCUCAUCACCUUCUAUACGACCUCGUCUCUCUCUCUCUCUCUAGCUAGCUACCUCCAGCCUUCAGCCAUGGCAACCGGGCAAAGCUCGACUCCAUCGUUCUUCAACUUCCUGAAAGAAGGCCUGCUCCUCCCUAGCCACAACCGGAGGCUCUUCGCAGCUGUCUUCACAGUUAUCGCCGCCUCCACAUGUCUCCUCCUCCUCGGCAACGACCUCGCCGUCCAGCCCCUCAGAGACCAGCUUGACCAGGACAAAAAGGCUCUCCACAGCGCCGAUCCCCGUACCAGUAGCCUAGCAGACAUUCUUCAACUCAUCCAAAAGACCAAAAAUGACGCCCGGGCUCUCGUGCUCACCAGCGCAGCCUAUUCUCUGUUCGGCGCCAUCACCAAAUCCGCCAUCCAGGUCGUCGUCGUCUUCGCCGCCGUCGCGACAUACUCCGGCGAUAAGCUGCUCACCUUCGGGUCGCUCCUUGGCAAAGUCAAGGCGCAGCUGAAGGGCCCCGUGCUCACGCUCGCCUUCGUCUACGCACUGGAGAUCGCCUACGUCGCGCUUCUCGCUGCCAUGUCCGCUCUGCUCAUGUUCCUCAAGAUCAAGAAAUACUUGGGGUUGUUGGCUGUGGCGUCGCUGCUCUUCCUGGUCGCCGUCGUCUUCCUCCUCUACUUCUCCUUCCUCUGCUCCAUGAGCGUCGUCGUGGCGGUGGCCGAGCCCGGUUGCCAUGGCGCUGGAGCUCUCGGGCGGGCGUGGAGGCUGAUGAAGGGGAAGCACAGACGGGCCAUGCUAUUCGUUUUUGUGACUGCCUUGCUCGCCGUUGCCUUGACUCUUAUCUACACUCUGGCCAAGAGAUGCGCCGUAACUGACAUGGGAGAAGGGUUGCUCCUGGGGUUUCUGUACAGCAUCUUCAUGUCCGCCGUGCAGCUGUUUGCAGCCUGCGCCAUGGCCGCGUUCUACUACGAGUGUAAGGGGAGCACGACGGAGGCAUCGGCGGUGGAAUACGUCAAGGUUUCUACCAAGGAGCAAGUUGAUGCUUGAUUAUUAGUAGCUACUCUAUUCUGUCAACCUGAUGUGCACUGUGCAUAUAUCCUGUUAAUAUCCAUGUUACUUGACUGGUCCAAGUCAAGCGCUUGCUCGUAAGGCAGCCAACGUAUUGUACUUUAUUUUUUUAUCGCAUUCCUCGGCUCUAUGGUCUUGUAUUAAUUAAGGAUAGCUCAACUAAAUCAUGAGCUACAGCAACAUUUAUGAGUAGAAAGUCAUCCGUCCA